CGACACCACAACCAAACGUCAAGAUGACAAGAACAAGUCCUCUAAUAUAUGCCGAGCUUCUUUCAAAUAUCCGUCAGAUCUCGGUCUUUGCUUCCUUGGAUACACCAUGUGACGCAACGACAAAAGCAGAGCUUGCUUCUCAGGGUCAGCGCGUCGUUCUCACUCAUGCCGGACAGACGAUUUCCCCGAGCCUCCCUGGUCGGGUAGCUACCAAUGCUCGUCUUCAGAUCCCUUCUUUGGGCAGCAAAGAACUGUCAUGGAGGUUGCCUUUGGCGGAAGCGCCAGCCUCCUCUACCAUGGAGCAACUGCAAGACAACGAGGCACCUUGGUCCGCGAAGCAACUAGGAAGCAACCUUGAAUUUGCUUGCAGGAAUUGCAAUACAAUAGUAUUGAAAGAAGGUGUCAUAAACACGUGGAAAGACUUACCCAGUGAUAAUUGGGCAGAGAUGAUGGAGUUCUGGCAUUGUCAUAAGCCUGAUGUGCCAGAGCAUGAAAAGACUAAUGGCGCAAGUGGCCAAAGUCUAGCCGAUUCUAAUGCCAACCGAGGCUACGGGGCUAACACGAAAUUUGUUGCCCGCUCUGGUACUGCUCUCAUCGAUUCAACAACCUUUCUGGUAUCUGAAAGCGAUUGCUCUGGCUUGCAGGUAAGGUUUCAUUCUCUUGCUUUUCUGUUGGUAUUUCUUUCUGAGUUUUUGUUUCUUUCACGGGUACCAAGAAGGUGGCCAUGCAAGCUCUUUGCUUUUCAGUUGUCUGAUCACCGAUACAAAUACCCAAAAUUGAUCACUUGGUCUCCGUUCCGCACGUUUCAGCGGACAAGUCAUUGAGACCUACCCUUUUCUUCGCAUUAUGGGUUACCUCUUUGACAGCGAGGACACCAAACUCGUUCAUUGCCCGCCACGUUUUCCAGAGAUUGCAGGAUAACAUGGGAUAAGAACGAGGCAUAUUUAUUAUCGAAGCAACAUAAUAGCAUGGUUCUCUCAAGCAUGAACGGCGAGAGAUCAUUCAAGUUGUACCAUAGAAUAGUUAAUUAAAUAGUAACUAAUGCAUUCUUAGACAACUAAACCAUCUCAAACCCACUCUGCGUACCAAUUUAUUGACUGUGGUAACUGCCAAAAAUACCUCGGAAGAGUCGAUGAUCAAGCCGAAGGAAUUCGACUUUACAAAUGGCGACUGAAGUCCAAAAGCUCAACACCUUCGCCACAAUCAAGCUCUCCCUCCUUGUAUUACUUCGUAGCUGCUCAGCUGACGCAUCUUUUGCAAUCCCAAUGUACCUCACGCGUUGUACUGUAUCCAAUGGGUUGGAAACCCUCUAUAAUAUCCUCGAAAGCUGUUCCGUCUAUGAGCGAAUCACUACCUCCAUCCCAAUCACCUAUUCCAUCAACUGAACCUACCGCUGGUCUAGCAAUUCGACCCAAAAAUAUCACCACCUCCUCACUUUCCCCAUCUACAUCCCCAUUAUUCAUCUCGCUAUGGAUCCUAACCCCUGGCCUACGCUAUUCCGCAUCGAACUGCCUGGGAGACGAGAAACACUCGCAUGAUAUCUCAUCGAACCCCUUCUCACCCGGAAAACUUGCAAUGAAAGUCUUUUGGAAUACCGUCGAUGAAGAAGCAGCUGCCAAACUCCAGGAAAGGGAGGAUACAGAGGAAUUGUCACUGCCACUUGAAGCCAUAGGGGAAGUUGUGGAUUGUUUGAUGGGGAGUGCUAGGAUGUUGCCGCCCAGCGCUAGGAAAUUUCAGACUUGGAAUGUGGGGUUGUUGGAGAGGUAUGAUGAGGGAUGAGAGGGGAUUGGAUUAAGGUGUUUUGAGUGUGGAAGGGAUGUUACUUGAUGGGCUUCUAUGGAAUAGACUACCCUUAGGUUGAUGGGUACGCUUGUUAGAUGCUAAGAACUGCAUUUAUUGUAGGGGUUCACAUCCAUUUUAUUAGUGCCGUAAACCUUGCCGCCUUCUUUGCCAUAACCAUCAUGCCAUGAAGCUGCCACUCCGUGGGAUGAAGCUCUCAAAGGUUGGCUCGCUUGCACAGCCUCCGACGGGCAUAGAAUUUGGGUUCCUCCUCGGAAGAAGAAGAGGAAGGCUUUCCUCUGGC
Hymenoscyphus albidus is the source of this 2083-nucleotide messenger RNA. The record is from the annotation of a GenBank genome assembly. Lineage: Eukaryota; Fungi; Ascomycota; Leotiomycetes; Helotiales; Helotiaceae.